Messenger RNA from Lonchura striata (white-rumped munia), 1393 nucleotides. RefSeq names its product sulfiredoxin 1 (gene SRXN1). Gene Ontology annotation, molecular function: sulfiredoxin activity. Gene Ontology annotation, biological process: cellular response to oxidative stress. Lineage: Eukaryota; Metazoa; Chordata; Aves; Passeriformes; Estrildidae. The record is from RefSeq and is a predicted model, not a curated record. Gene Ontology annotation, cellular component: cytoplasm.
UCUGGCACCCGGCCCGGAAGUCUGUCCUGCCCCUUCCCUGUGACUCUGCAAAACAGUGGGGCGGAGGCCGUGACGAUGACGAUGGCUGGGCAAGGAGGAAGUAGAGGGGUACGACUGGGCGCUGCACUGCUCGGGGCAGAGCGGAGGGCUCGGCUGAGCAGGACAGAGGAAAGCCAAGGCCGGCUGGCAGCCACAGCCAUGGAAGAGGCUGAAGACAGGAGCAUCCAUACCCAGCACAUCUCGGCCGUGCACAACGUGCCCAUGCGGGUCCUCAUCCGGCCCAUCCCGGCAGUGCUGGAGCCGGGAAAGGUGCAGAGCCUGAUGGAGACCCUGCAGGAGGAUCCCGAGCGGGUGCCCCCCAUCGAUGUGCUCUGGAUCAAAGGCAGUGAGGGCGGCGAUUACUUCUAUUCCUUCGGGGGCUGCCACCGCUAUGCUGCCCACCAGGCACUCCGCCGGGAGACCAUCCCCGCCAAGAUCAUCCCCUCCACCCUCAGCGACCUCCGUACCUACCUCGGCUCCUCCACGCCUCACCUGCGCUAGCCCAGCACCCCGAGGAUGCCCAUCAGCCCCUUCUGUCCCUGUUGGUUCCGACCCGUGAGCCCGUGAUGAGGAUGUGGUCGGCGUCCCCAGCCCUGGGGAGUCCCCGUGGUCCCUCCAGCCGGGAGAGGUCAGGGUCCCCAGAGUUGUAGGGUCUCCGGGGUUCCUCCAAGGGGGAUAAGGUCAGGGUCCCCACACUUGGAGGGUCCCCGGGGUCCCGGCAGCCGGGACGGGUCAGGCUCUCGCCGGUACCGGGAGGCGUCCGGCGGGGCCGGCAGGUGGCGCUAUUGUGCCGCGCUGCGCCGCCCGGAGCGACCGCGCGGACCGGGACGGGCCGGGAGGAACCGGGAUGGGGGGAACCGGGACGGGAUGAACCGGGAUGGGGGGAACCGGGACGGGAAGAACCGGGACGGGAUGAACCGGGAUGGGGGGAACCGGGACGGGAGGAACCGGUUUGGGGUGGGAUGAACAGGAGCAUAGCGCAAUCGGGAAUAGGUGAACUGUGAUGGAACAGGCUAAACCGGGGCACGGCUCAACCGGGAAUAGCUGAACCGGGAUGGAAUGGGCUUAAUCGGGGCAUGGCUCAAGCGGGAAUGGCUGAACCGGAGCACACUGGAACUGGGACAAGUCACAGCUCAUUCGGGGCACAGCUGAACCGGGAAGGGGUACGGUUAAACUGGGACACAACAGAAUCAGGACACAGCGAAGAGACACAGCCAACCUGGCAUGGUCAGUCCCCAGCCCUCCCUCAGUGACUCUGGGCUCACCAGUGGUCCCAGUCUCCGUGGGGAACAUCUCCAAAACCCAGUGGUGGGGACAGCCACUGCCGCUCCUGGAAUAAAGAUGGUCAAAACCC